AUCCAGUAAGACAGGCAGUUGGUCCGGCAGAGGCAGACCACGAGCCCCCACAGCGCUCAAAACACAGCAACCUGCGAGUCUUCUCGAGGAGAUAAAACGCAGUCAGGAUUCGGCCAAACCGUCAGCACGUCGGCGACAACGCGUGGGACUGAUCAUGCUCUGCGUGGCCGUUUCAAGAACGUUGGAGAUCCAUCAGCAGCCAUCGGCCAUAGUGGUCUUCUUGUUGUUGGUGAUCAGCUAACUGCAGGCUAACAUCUCGCUAUAGGUUGACAGAAUCACGAUGGGCGCGAGGCAAUCUCGCAGUUUCUCCAGCAAGGAGCUGAACGACGGAAGUGCCGGUCAAAGCGGGAAGGGAUCCGGGAGAGACGACCAGCCCAGCCUUUCCUCGGCUGCCGAGAGGAUCCGUAGAAACACCACGGUGCACUUUGGCUACAGCACCCUCAGCCUGGCCAUGCGGGCCCUCGAUCAAACCCCUUCUGAGCUUUGGGAGCUGCGAGAGCUGCAAAAGCUAAACUUGUCCAUGAAUUGCCUGUGCUCUCUGCCCCCUGCUCUGGGCGCUUUGGACAAUCUGGUGAUCUUGAACUUGUGGGGUAACAACCUGUCCAGCCUCCCGGCGGAGAUCAGCCUCCUGAAGAAGCUGCGCGUGCUUUUCGCCUGCCGCAACCGCCUGAGCGAGGUCCCAGAGGAGCUCGGCUCCUGUACCUGCCUGGAGGUGCUCAGUCUGGCCAACAACCAGAUCACGGGCCUCCCCGGCAGCCUGGCGGCCAUGCGCAACCUGACCAAACUCAAUCUCAGCCACAACCGCAUCACACACAUCCCCGCCUGCGUCUACAGCAUGAAGGGCCUGGUUUUCCUCCAUCUGGCUUGCAACCGUCUGGAGACCAUUGCGGACCAGAUCCAGGAUUUGGUUAACCUGAAGAUCCUCAUCGUGGAGGGAAACAGUAUCCACUCACUGCCUAAGACGCUGUGCUUCAUGGAGUCUUUAGAACUUCUCAAUGUUGACUUCAAUGAUCUGCAAAAUGUGCCGAUGGAAAUGUACCUACUGAGCAGGCUCGGCAGGUUGGCCUGCCACCCAAUGGAUAAAGGCCUUCAUAUCAUCCACAACCCCCUCCUCAAGCCUAUCCAGGAGGUGCUGCAAGGGGGACUCAGUGCCCUCUAUAACUACCUCAAGCCCACGUGAGGGACUCCUGCUGUGUGUGCAUUUGUGUGUGAGUGUGUGUGUGUGUGUACAUGCGUGAGUCUGCAUCUAAAAGAGUCCUAAUGGGAUGUUGGCACCAGUCGGCACGUGGCAGUCAUGCUGUGAGCCAUGUCUUUCGCCCUGAAAGGCAUUAUCGUAUUAAGAUACCAUCAGUCAACAAAAAUGAUUACCAGCACUCAUUGGUACUGUGAUUUCCUGUUUGUUUUUUUAAUGUGUAAUGUGAAAGCUGGGUUAAAUUAAAAACUAAUUAAAGUAA
Messenger RNA from Gasterosteus aculeatus aculeatus (three-spined stickleback), 1454 nucleotides. RefSeq lists its product as uncharacterized. Gene Ontology annotation, cellular component: cytoplasm. Lineage: Eukaryota; Metazoa; Chordata; Actinopteri; Perciformes; Gasterosteidae. The record is from RefSeq and is a predicted model, not a curated record. Gene Ontology annotation, molecular function: protein binding.